AUGAUUAUUUGGUUUGACAUACUCUCUGUUGUUGACUCUGUUAGCAAAUACUUAGAAUCUAAAGACAUGCUUGUUGAUGUUGCUAUAGAUGAGGUAAAAAGGCUGAUUAAUUUCUUUGAAGAAUAUAAAGAAACAAGGUUUACACAGGCCAUGACUGUUGCUAAAGGAAUUGCUACUGAAAUGGAAAGUGAUUAUGUGUUUAAUGAAACUUGUAAAACCCAUAGAAAGAACCAUGCUGAGAAUGUCAACGGAUCAUCUCCUGAAUCUGUUGAGGAAUCCUUUAGAAUUCAUUAUUUCUUACAUAUAGUGGAUCAAGUUAUAGGUUUAUUGAAGAGAAUGUUUGAACAGUUUCAGGCAUAUGAGGAUGUUUUUGGGUUCUUGUUUAGUUCAGAGAAGUUAAAUUCAUUGGAUGAUAAUCAUUUGAAAUCUUGUUGUGGUCAUCUUGAAUUCAGUCUAAAGCAUGGAAAAUCUUGUGAUGUUGAUGGAAAUGAUUUAUUUGAAGAACAAAAAUUCUUACGAGGGAAUUUACCAAAAGAAAAAAUGACAGCCCUUGAAAUACUAAAUUUCAUAAAAGAACUAGGUCUUCCAAAUGCAUGCAUUGCUUAUAGAAUAUUAUUGACUCUACCUGUUACAUUGGCAUCUACAGAAAAUAGUUUUUCAAAAUUGAAGUUACUAAAAUCUUACUUGCAAUCACCAAUAUCGCAAGAAAAAUUAGAUGGACGAGAUUUGAUUUCUGUUGAAAAUGAUCUUCUAGAAAAUAUUGAUUAUGAAAAAUUUAUCAAUGAUGUUGCAACAAAAAUUGCAACAAGAAAUGCUUCACAUUGA
Molecule: messenger RNA, 825 nt
Organism: Prunus persica (peach)
Lineage: Eukaryota; Viridiplantae; Streptophyta; Magnoliopsida; Rosales; Rosaceae
Product: zinc finger MYM-type protein 1
Exons: 1
Coding region: 1-825 (274 amino acids)
Molecular function (GO): protein dimerization activity
Source: RefSeq, a predicted model, not a curated record